GUUUCCUCCCCAAGUCCAAGUCUUUUUAAUAGUAGUUUGAAAGUUACAGACUGUGGAAAUAGGAAUCUUUGUUUUCUGUUUUCUUUUGUUUCUUCUUCUGAUCCCCCAUUUGGAGGAGGGAAAGGAAGGGAAAGGAAAGAGGAGGAGAGAUUAAAUGGAGAGCAUAGCAGCGUGGCAAGGGGUGGCUUUAUGUGGAAUUUUUUCUUGGAUUGUUAUAUCUACAUAUUUCAAUGUAACCAAAAAGAUUAGAUCUUUGCUACAACCUCGGGUGGCUCACCGUGUUGUAACAGGCACUUCUAUCAUCCUCAAGAUCCAGAAACAUCAGCAUAAACUCUGGGAUGGUCUCUUUUCUGUGUUGUCCUCUAUAGUUUCUGUGCCUUUUUACACUGCUUUCCUUCCUUUGCUUUUCUGGAGUGGGCAUGGAAAAUUGGCUAGGCAGAUGACAUUGUUGAUGGCUUUCUGUGAUUAUAUGGGCAACUGCAUAAAGGAUGUGGUGUCAGCUCCUAGACCCAGUUGCCCACCUGUUAGAAGGAUAACGGCCACAAAAGAUGAAGAAGAUAAUGCGCUGGAAUAUGGAUUGCCUUCUUCUCAUACUCUCAACACAGUAUGCUUAUCAGGAUACCUUUUAUACUAUGUUCUAUCCUCCGCACAGAGUAGAGAUGCUUGUGUGGAACUUGCUGCAGUUGCCUUUGCUGGCUUGCUUGUGGGCCUCAUUGGAGUUGGAAGGAUUUAUCUUGGCAUGCAUAGCUUGAUUGAUAUCAUUGGUGGACUUGCUGUUGGAUUGGUGAUUCUUGCGUUUUGGCUAACAGUCCAUGAAUAUGUGGAUGGUUUUAUUGUCUCAGGACAAAACGUUACAUCCUUUUGGGCUGCACUGAGCUUCCUCUUACUUUUUGCUUAUCCCACUCCCGAGCUUCCAACUCCAAGUUUUGAGUACCACACUGCCUUCAACGGUGUUGCAUUCGGAAUUGUUGCUGGGAUCCAGCAGACGUACCACCAGUUCCACCAUGAAGCAGUUCCGCGAAUAUUUACUUCGCAACUCACAAUCCCUGCGUUUUUGGGAAGAAUGCUUGUUGGGAUACCAACAAUCCUUAUUGUCAAGUUCUGUAGCAAGGCUCUUGCAAAAUGGAUCCUUCCUGUAGUAUCAAAUACAUUGGGUAUCCCUAUAAAAUCAACCAGCUACAUCCCAAUGCUUAAUGGUUCAGCUAUUGAGAAGAAGUCCAGUGAGAUUAAGCAAUCAAGUUACGUCCAAAAGAUGUUAUUUUUCUCUCGCCAAGAUUUAUUUGAUGUCGACACAGGUAUUAGAUUCCUUCAAUACGCAGGGCUAGCGUGGUCCGUGGUAGAUCUUGUUCCAUCUCUCUUCUCUUACCUGAGGUUGUGAUGCUUGUCCUUGGUACUACAUUAUUAGCACGUUUUAGGGGGAGGCAUGCUGCUAGUUUGUAAUUCACAUUUUUGUUUAGUGACUGAAUUGUCCAUUUUUUUAUAUGUUAAUGAAAUGAAAGAUCAUCUGCAAUUACAUAUA
Molecule: messenger RNA, 1519 nt
Organism: Theobroma cacao (cacao)
Lineage: Eukaryota; Viridiplantae; Streptophyta; Magnoliopsida; Malvales; Malvaceae
Gene: SPP1
Product: Phosphatidic acid phosphatase (PAP2) family protein
Cellular component (GO): endoplasmic reticulum membrane
Molecular function (GO): sphingosine-1-phosphate phosphatase activity
Source: RefSeq, a predicted model, not a curated record